Messenger RNA from Geodia barretti, 348 nucleotides. The record is from the annotation of a GenBank genome assembly. Lineage: Eukaryota; Metazoa; Porifera; Demospongiae; Tetractinellida; Geodiidae.
AUGAUAGCGGCAUAUAUUGGGGUACUGCAAAAGUACGCAGUUUUCAAUGGACGGGCUAACCGCCCGGAGUACUGGUGGUUCGCACUAGUCCAAACGAUCAUCUUGACUAUAUUGUUUGCCUUGUCUUUCAUUAUUCAUGAUGCGCUUAUAGUCAUUGCAGUGGUGUAUGGACUUGCUACGAUAAUACCGUCUUUGGCAGUGACUAUUCGGCGACUUCAUGACAGUGGUAAGAGCGCAUGGUUUAUUCUGUUUAACUUUAUACCCUUUGUCGGUGGAAUAAUAAUGCUUGUUUUCAUGGUACUUGGAAGUGAGGCGGGUGAGAACAAGUACGGGGCGCAGCCUUUAUAG